Molecule: messenger RNA, 1926 nt
Organism: Brienomyrus brachyistius
Lineage: Eukaryota; Metazoa; Chordata; Actinopteri; Osteoglossiformes; Mormyridae
Gene: cpn1
Product: carboxypeptidase N, polypeptide 1
Exons: 9
Coding region: 174-1517 (447 amino acids)
Biological process (GO): proteolysis
Molecular function (GO): zinc ion binding; metallocarboxypeptidase activity
Source: RefSeq, a predicted model, not a curated record
CAUUCAUACGGAGGAAAGCGGGUGCACAGGCCGUGAGUGGAGCCCAUUGGAAGGCCAGCUGAUCAGAGAGCCAGCUGAUUGGACGCACAGCCAAUUGGUCAAUCACUGAUUGGACAGGCAGCCGAUCAGGCAGCCACUGAUUGGACGGGCAGCUGAUCGGGGCACCUGAGAGGAUGGACAGCUGGCUACUGAGAGCAGCACUCCUGGUUACCGUAUGGCUGGCCAGGGGCCCGUGGGCCCUUGAGUUCCGGCACCACCACUACGAGGAGCUGGUGCAGGUGCUGAACGGCGUGCACAACAUGUGUCCCUACAUCAGUCGGCUGUACAGCAUCGGCCACAGCGCCGAGGGCCGCCACCUGUAUGUCAUCGAGUUCAGCGGCAACCCCGGCAUGCAUGAGGCACUGGAGCCGGAGUUCAAGUACGUGGGGAACAUGCAUGGAAACGAGGUGCUGGGCCGAGAGCUUCUGAUCCAGCUGGCCCAGUUCCUCUGCGAGGAGUACAGAGCGGGAAACCAGCGCAUCACCCAGCUCAUCCACGACACGCGCAUCCACAUCCUGCCGUCCAUGAACCCCGAUGGCUACGAGGUGGCAGCCACUCAGGGCCCAGAAUUCAAUGGCUACCUAACGGGUCGGGGAAACUCCCGGGACGUGGAUCUGAACCGGAACUUUCCGGACCUGAAUGCCCUCAUGUACUACCACGAGAAAAACAACGGCAGAAACCAUCACUUCCCACUGCCAGACAACUGGGAGGAGCAGGUCGAACCGGAGACCUUGGCUGUCAUCAAGUGGAUGCAGAACUAUAACUUCGUCCUGUCAGCCAAUCUGCACGGAGGGGCAGUCGUGGCAAACUACCCCUUUGACAAGUCCAGGGAACCCCGAAUACGGGGCAGGACCACAUACUCCGCCACACCAGAUGAUAACCUCUUCAAAAAGCUGGCAAAGACAUACUCCUACGCACACAGCUGGAUGCACAGGGGCUGGAAUUGCGGGGAUUACUUUGAGGAGGGCAUCACCAAUGGGGCCAGCUGGUACUCCCUCUCGAAAGGCAUGCAGGACUUUAACUAUCUGUAUACCAACUGCUUCGAGAUCACGCUGGAACUGAGCUGCGACAAGUUCCCUCCUGCCUCGGCCCUGCAGGGCGAGUGGCUGGGGAACCGGGAGGCGCUGGUGUCCUACGUGGAGCAGGUCCACCACGGCAUCAAAGGCAUGGUCUACGAUGAAAACAACAACCCUAUCGGUGGAGCUGUGAUCUCCGUGUCCGGCAUAAACCACGACAUCACCAGCGGUGUCAGUGGAGACUACUUCAGGCUGCUGCUACCUGGAACCUACACAGUCAAAGCAUCUGCUCCACGGUACCAGACCUCCAUGAAUGUGGUGACGGUUGGCCCAGCUGAGGCCGUACAGCUGCACUUCUACCUGAAAGUCGCCGCGAAGGAAUCAAAUUCCAACAGAAAGCAUCCCAGUAAACGGAACCCCCUGUCCGCAAAGCCGCUCCCCGCUUUGCUGGGACCCAGGUGAACGCUGCGAUGCCCAGUACAGCACAUGGAGUCCACGUGGUCCCAGGGCUCCGCACGCCUGAGGAGAAUCGACCUUCUGCAAGAAAAAGCCGACCUUCUUUAUGGUGCCACGGCCAGCUAGUAUCAGAACCUUCGCAUUUGUUCAUAUCCAGUAAGAUAAGGCCUGUGUCUCUCAGUCGGUGUUUAUGUGCUGAACCUGAUCCUUAUACAUUAACAGCAAAAGACACAUCAAGACAAAACAAUCAGAUAGUAAUCUAUGGUAUAUUGAUUUUUUUUAAGGAAAUUUUCAUUAUGGGUUGAAUAGACACGGAAAACUUCUCAUAGCUGAAUAAGCAUCGAUUUACAGCCUGCUGCCAUCUGAACAAGACAUUUUGUGUUUUAUUCUUCAAAAAUAAAAAGUGGUGAUAUCA